Triplophysa rosa is the source of this 1430-nucleotide messenger RNA. It is a transcript of the gene gh1, whose product is annotated as growth hormone 1. Bases 242 to 874 code for a protein of 210 amino acids. Gene Ontology annotation, molecular function: growth hormone activity; growth hormone receptor binding. The transcript is spliced from 5 exons. Gene Ontology annotation, biological process: animal organ development; positive regulation of tyrosine phosphorylation of STAT protein; positive regulation of growth. The record is from RefSeq and is a predicted model, not a curated record. Lineage: Eukaryota; Metazoa; Chordata; Actinopteri; Cypriniformes; Nemacheilidae. Gene Ontology annotation, cellular component: extracellular region.
GCUUCUGAACUGAAGCAAUGGAAAUACAAAUACAUGACGGGAACAACAUCACUCACGUAUGGUGUCCAUAUACACAUAACAAUGCAUAUUAAAGCCUCUUCUCAUGGAAACUCUCAUGUUUCUGAUCAACAUGCAUCAAAACAUGUUCAUUGCACAUAUAAAUAUCAGCACACCUGAGCCAGUUCACAAACAUUCACAAGCCUUCAACUAAGAUCACAAGAUUUUGUCUUUCCUGCGAAAAAUGGCUAAAGCUUUAGUGCUGUUGUCGGUGGUGCUGAUCAGUGUUUUCGUGAAUAAUGGGACAGCUUCAGAGAACCAGCGGCUCUUCAACAACGCUGUCAUCCGUGUACAACAUCUGCACCAGCUGGCUGCAAAAAUGAUCAACGACUUUGAGGACAGCCUGUUACCUGAGGAACGCAGGCAACUGAGUAAAAUCUUCCCACUGUCUUUCUGCAACUCUGACUCCAUAGAGGCUCCCACUGGCAAAGAUGAAACACAGAAAAGUUCUGUGCUGAAGCUCCUUCGCAUCUCUUUCCGUCUCAUUGAGUCAUGGGAAUACCCCAGCCAGACGCUGAGUGGAACCAUCUCAAACAGCCUGACCAUCGGGAACCCCAACCAGAUCACAGAGAAGCUGGCUGACCUGAAAGUGGGCAUCAGCGUACUCAUAAAGGGAUGUCUUGAUGGACAGCCAAACAUGGACGAUAACGACUCCCUUCCGCUGCCUUUCGAGGAUUUCUACCUGACCUUAGGCGAAAACAACCUCAGAGAGAGCUUUCGUCUGCUGGCUUGCUUUAAGAAAGACAUGCACAAGGUGGAAACCUACCUGAGGGUUGCAAACUGCAGGCGAUCCCUGGAUUCCAACUGUACCCUGUAGAGGGCGCCAAUGCACAAUUAGCCCGAGUCUGUGAUAAAAUUGUGCUUUGCUACAAAUCUACGACCAGUUAUGUCCACAAAAACACCUUAAACCAAUUAUUAUCUGGUCCUACAUUUGAAGAAAAGUUCAAUCAGACAAGGCUUAGUCUGAGCCCUGGUUCCCUCCCAUACUUCUUUACAUGCCACUAUUGUAUUUAUUCUUUAUAUUAGGGAGUACAUUAGCCUACUCAUCUAUCCAAAUUCCAAACAGACGAGUGAAGGAAACAUAAAGAUUAAAUCCGAUUUAACAGUUCACCAUGGUGCUACGAAAUGUAUGGAAAUAUCUUUUGAAGAAAUCUCCUGAAUGAUUUUAAAAUGCUGAAAUGUGCUCCGAAAUGCUCGUUUCAGAAUGCUAGAAAUAAAAUAAUUGUCGAAAAUGUCAUUACGAUGAGUUCACUCCCAAGCAUUUAAAUGUGUUUCUGUUUGACAGAUUGUGCUCUUGAUCUUUUAUUAGCUUUUCGUGUUUGGUUUAAGCUGUGUGUAUGUCUUUAUCCAUUAAAGUUUUGAUCGGCAUCGAA